GUCUCGUGAUUGCGAAGAGCAACAUCAACAUGAGGCGUUUUCUGGUACUGUUCCUCGUGGUGUGUGCCCGAGCCGCUCCCUUGGAGGAUGGGGCGGCCUCUUCCUCGACCACGGCUUCGGUCGACUUGAAGAAACCAACAGCAGAUCCUAAGAUUGGACACAGCGGAUCGGCGAACAUGGGGGCGACUACUCCAUCGCAAGACCUACCGCCUGAUGCCAACGGGAACAACGCAGUGGGAAGCUACGCUAUCAACGAACACGCUGGAAAAGGGUUCCUGCUUCCAGCUUACGGUGUAGCGAGCGCCUUCGGGGGAUACCGGGGAUUAAACGGCAACCAUGGAUUGUACUCAAAUCUUCCGCGCCUCGGAAACUUCGGGCAGUACGGGAAUCUUCUCAGAGGCUAUGGGGCUUUCGAUCUCGGAGGGGGCGGACUGCCUGUCAACAUCGGCAUCCCAGGUCCUCACUUCGGUUAG
Messenger RNA from Galendromus occidentalis (western predatory mite), 473 nucleotides. RefSeq lists its product as uncharacterized. The transcript has 3 exons. Lineage: Eukaryota; Metazoa; Arthropoda; Arachnida; Mesostigmata; Phytoseiidae. The record is from RefSeq and is a predicted model, not a curated record. The coding region runs from base 30 to 473 and encodes 147 amino acids.